This is a messenger RNA of Oenanthe melanoleuca, 3038 nucleotides long. RefSeq names its product U4/U6.U5 tri-snRNP-associated protein 1-like. The record is from RefSeq and is a predicted model, not a curated record. Gene Ontology annotation, cellular component: U4/U6 x U5 tri-snRNP complex. NCBI's taxonomy places the organism in Eukaryota, Metazoa, Chordata, Aves, Passeriformes, Muscicapidae. Gene Ontology annotation, biological process: mRNA cis splicing, via spliceosome; maturation of 5S rRNA.
AUGUGGGGUUUGUUUUUUUUUAAGGAUGAUGGUGAUGAUUAUUAUUUUUGUAUCCAUAAAGAUGCCUUGUUGUAUUUCACUAAUUUGGUUUAAAUUGCACUGAGAAUGGUUUGCUCUGUACUCUGCUGAAGCUCUGUGAAGCGGGUUCAGCCCUCCCUUAGCCCCUCCCUGCCGGUGCAGCCCCACUGGCUGCAGCUCGGUUUCCCCUCCCCUCACCAGGGGUUUGAAAUUCCCCGCGUUCUCAUGCUCCCUCUCUUUUCCCCGGACUCCGUCCUUGGAUUAUCCCAGGAAAAGCAGCUUCCUUUGGUCUUUUGCUUUGUCCAUACCGAAUCCUCUCCAUCUCUGACCCAGAGCUAGCCAGAAGAAAGGUCGGACAGUGGGGGGAUCUCGGCAGGCUGUGCCCAUCGUGGGGCCUCCCCCGAGGUGAGACCCCCGCACUGGCUGGAUUAUAAACCUUUCGGACUGCUCUACCCUGCCGGCAGCCUGCCUGGCCCAAGGCAAGUCGGUUCGGGACACAGACUUUGUUCGCAGCACUUCCACACGGCCGAGGCCCCCAGGACAGGGGUGAGUAACCCUCGCAGGAGGCGGGGAGCCCGAAAAUCCCCCGGUGACAGGGGCUGGGUGCGGGCCGCUCUUGCGGCCGAGCGGGGCAGCCGGCGGAGCACGCGGAGCCACGUGCAGAGCGGCGCGGGGCGGCCAUGGGCGCCUCCGAGAAGCACCGGGAGCGCGGCGGGGCCCAGGGGACCGAGGAGAGCCCGGGAGCGGCCGGGACGGGCGGCGGCGGCGGCGUGGACGGGACCCGCAAGCACCGGCACCGCGGCGGGGAACGGCGCGGGAAGCGCAGCCGCUCCCGGGGAGAGCGCGGCGGCUCCGGGGGAGGCUCCGCUUCCUCCCGGCCCCAGAGGAGCGGCCAUGGCCGGGGACGCUCCGAGAGCGAGCGGAGAGCCAAGGAGAGGGCUCCUCCCGCUCCUCCUAAAUGCGCGGCAGCCGAAUCCUCCUUGAGCGUGGAAGAAACCAAUAAACUCCGGGCCAAGCUGGGGCUGAAGCCGCUGGAAACGACCACGGCCAGGAAAGAGGCGGGCACCAAGGAGGACCCCCUGGCAGCCGAGGUGAUCAAUCCCCUGGCGCUGCGGCAGCGAGAGGAGAUGCGAAAGAGACUGGCGGCAGCCAAGGAGAGACGGCUGCUGAACCAAAAACUGGGGAAGGUGAAGACGCUGGGGGAGGAGGAGCCCUGGCUGGACAACACGGCCGCGUGGGUCGAGCGCAGCCGAGCGCUGCAGAGGGAGAAAGAACUGGCAGAAAAAAGGGCCAAGCUGCUGGAGGAGAUGGACCAAGAGUUCGGGGUCAGCCCCUUGGUGGAGGAGGAGUUCCAGCGGCGCCGCAGGGAGUGUUACAGCGCCCGGGACCUGCAGGGGCUGACGGUGGAACACGACCCGGCCUCGAUCCCCGAGGGACGAACGCUGGUGCUGACCCUCAAGGACAGGGCAGUUCUGGACUCGGGCGAGGACGUUCUGGAGCAGGUGGCGCUGGCGGCCGAGGCUCGGGAGGAGCAGGAGCUGCGGCGGUGGCGCCCGGCCUACGAGCCCUACGGCGAGCAGGAGCCCGGCCCCGCCCCGCAGGCGCCAUCGCUGCUGGCCCAGUACGACUACCCCGUCCCCUGCUCCUCGUUCUGCCUGGGCCCGGGGGGCACCCAGGACUUGGGGGGGGACCCCUGGCCUGGGCCCCUCCCUCCCACUGGCCCGUCCCAGAGCCUGGAGCUGCCUCUCCCUCGCCUGGCCCAGGAGUACCUGAGCCCCGAGGAGAUGGCUGUGACCUUCCGCAAGAUGCAGCGCCGGGUUCGGAAACUGCGGAAAAAGGAAAAACCCCUGAGGGCUGACGACCUCCUGGCUCUGGCCCAGGGGGACUUCGGCUCCAGGUCUCAGGGCCGAGGCUGGCGGGUGCAGGAGGAUGAGGAGCGGGCCAGAGGGGACACCGAAAAUGGCCCCAAAUGCCCCGAGGGGAUCCCCCAGGCCCCGCUGCCCUCGGACAACAGCAGGAUGGAGAACAUGGACACCAGGAGUGAUGAGGGGGCAGGACCCACUUGGACCCCCCCAGCCCUGGAGGAGGAGGAGGCCGCGCAGGAGCUGCAGCAGCAGUUGGAGCGGGGCCGGCACCUGCAGAAGCUGCAUGAGGGAGGGGGAGAGAAGGGAGAGAGAGGGGGGGCCCCGGCGGGGCUGGAGCCGUGGAGUGGGGACGGGGGCAGCAUCGUCUUCAAUGCGACCUCGGAAUUCUGCCGGACCCUGGGAGAGAUCCUGACCUAUGGAAUGGCUGGGAACCAGCCUGAGCACAAUGAGCUCAUGGCCCUGGAGCACGCCAGCCGCCCCCCGUCCCCCCUGGAGCCCCCUGACUUGGAGGGGGAGGAGAAGGUGGGGUGGAGCAGCGUCAACCUGGCCGAGGAACGGCAGCACCAGGACUUUCCGGCUUCAUCCACCACAAUCCUGGACGAGGAGCCCAUCAUGAACCGGGGCCUGGCAGCGGCGCUGCUGCUGUGCCAGAACAAAGGGCUGUUUGAGACCAAAGUGCCGAAAAUGGCACAAGUGAAAGCCCUGAACAAAUCCCUGACCUCCUCUGUGUAUUGCAUCGAGGACAAGAUGGCCAUCAAUGGCAAGUACAGCUGCCAGGAGGAGUUCCGGGGUUUCACACAGGAUUUCAAGGAGAAGGAGGGGUACAGGCCUGACAUCAAGAUCGAGUAUGUGGACGAGACCGGCCGCAAGCUCACCCCCAAAGAGGCGUUUCGGCAGCUCUCCCACCGUUUCCACGGGCAGGGCUCAGGAAAGAUGAAGAAAGAACAGAGGAUGAAGAAAUUGGAUGAGGAGGCACUGCUGAAGAAGAUGAGCUCCAGUGACACCCCCCUGGGCACGGUGGCGCUGCUGCAGGAGAAACAGCGGGUGCAGAAGAUGCCGUACAUCAUCCUGAGCAGCUCUGGGAAGAGCAUGAAUGCAAAUACCAUCACCAAGUGAGGGGCACAGGGACACCUGGGACAUCCUGGGACAUUUCUG